AAAAUAAAAGGGGUGAAAUGGACUUGUUGAACAACUAGGGAGGUUUAUGGUGGAAGCUGAGGGGGUUUAACUAUUCAAGGGAAGUGAAGAGUGUGUAGCCCCAAGGCCUUUCUUCAUCGGCAAAGUGAUAGUUCUUGUUUGUGUUUGCAUGAGCAAUGGAAGGGGUUAGGCUUAGAUUAUCUUUCAAAGACCCUAACAUUCUUAGUGAGUUGCAGAAAUCUGAGGGUUUCAAGAAAAGUUGGCUUCUUCUCAAACCCCAACAACACACAACCAUCUCUGAUCUUUCUUCUUAUCUUAUCAACAAUUUUCAUCUCCAUGAUUCUUGUCCUAAUGGAAUCCAACUCUCUAUGGAUGGUUUUGUCUUGCCUCCUUUUGAGUCGACGUGUAUUUUGGAGGACAAAGAUAUAGUCAGUGUGAAGAAGGUCGAGGGAAAUAAUCGACCAAAUAUGGUUUUAGCCGUCGAAAGAAAUAAUGGUCCCAAUGUAGUUGAAAAUCUCCAAAUUGUUGAGAAGCAACCUGUACCAUUGUUAUUGGCAAAUGAAGCGUUUGACCAUGCUGGAGGUCACGAGUCUAAUGACAGUGAAGACUCUGAAGAUGAAUCUGAAAAGGAGGAAGAGGCAGAAUCAAAGGAAGAUGCUUCACACCAGGAAAAUGUUUUGGCUGGCAAUGCAAUUUCCAAGAAAAGAAAAGCAUCAGAAACGCUUCCUAGCUCAAAGAAAAAGGAACACUGUUCUGAUGUUAAGGAGAAGCUUGAUGAGCAGACCGAGAAACAACAAGAUCUUACUAGCAAGAAACGGAAGGUAUCUGAUCCAAAUAACGAAGAUGAGGAGAAUAAUAAAGGAAAUGCUGGGAGUGGUGAGGACAAUCAUGUUACACCCAGCACGAAGAAAAAUGACAAGCUUCAAAAAAACAGUGCGGAAAAUAUAGAGGUGUCCCCCAACUCUGAUGCGACUAAGAGGGAGGGCCCUAGUAGAAGUGCCAGGAGAAAAGCUUCUAAAAGGCGAUGGUUGCGAGAGAUGGCCAAAAUUAAGAACGCAGGUGCUGAAUCAGAAGGACUGCGGAACUGGAAAGAACUGCAAGCUAAAUCUGGAAAAGGAGAGCCUAGCCGCCAACCAAAGGGGCGGGUGAAUGACGAGGCUAAUGGCCAAUCAAUGGGACAUCGAAAUUGGAAGCAGCAGAAUACUAAAGCUAAUAAAGAAGAGGUGACUGGCCAACCAAAGGGACUACUGUAUUGUAAGCAACUUUUUGGUGAAGAUAAGAACAGCGAUACAAACCAAGAAAAGCUUGCAGAAGAAAAAAGCAAAUCGUGUGGACAAUCAUGUCAAAAUAGUGAUACAGAAGAUGAAGUUGUUCCAGUUGAAGUAAGGCCUGGGCAUAUUCGCUUUGAACCUCUUGGAAAAGAACAAGUUUCGAAGCAGAGUCAAGUAGAAGUGGAAAGUUUCAGGUGGAAUGGUAUGAUGAGCAAGAAAAAGGGACAGAAAUGGGGCCAAGAGAAAGUUUCAUUUUCCCAAAAGGAUGAUUCUUUAGGUUCAAACAAAGAACGUCCUGAUAUGACGAUGAAUCACGAGAGACAGAAAUUGGGCCAAGAGAAAGAUUCAUUUUCCCAAAAGAAUGAUUCUCUAGGUUCACACAAAGAAAAUCCUGAGAUGAUGAAUCAUAAGAGACAGAAAUGGAGCCAAGACAAUGUUCCAUUUUCCCAAAAGAAUGAUUCUCUAGAUUCAACCAAAGAACAUCCUGAGAUGGUGAAUGGUGAAAAAGAACCUCAUUUUCAUGAAUCGAUUGACUUCAAUACACUUCCUUAUCUUUCUGGCAUGCCCGAGGAAGGACUUGUGAUUGCAUACCGGUUGCUUGAGUUGUCAUCAACCUGGACUCCUGAAGUCUCCUCUUAUCGGGUUGGAAAAAUAUCGUGGUAUAAUUCUGAAGCCAAUAAAGUUUUGCUGAUUCCAGUAGCUGAAUUUCCAGUCAUUUCUACUGAGAAUGACGAGUCUUCAAAGCAACCAGAUAGCUCUAUUUAUAAUGAAGACGGAUCCCUGGAGAUAGAUUUUGCAGCACUUCUUGAAGUUCGUGUGAUGAAUAGUACUCCAGACCCAGCAGGAGUACCUGGUGGGGUAAUUGAAGGUUCUGCUGCCAAUGAUUCGACUCCAGUGCUUGGAAGCAGUAAAAAUAAAACUGAAACCCCAGCUGCUGGAGCUGGAGAAUUAAACAAUGGAAAACAAACACAAUCUACCCCUUCAGAAAAUGGUGGAGUAAACCUGUGGGAGCAAUUCAAUGAGACUCUAAAGUCCAAGAAGGCAGAAUUAGCUCAGGAAAGUAGUUGGGGUAAGACCAAGAAGGCGGAAUUAUCUCAGGAAAGUAGUUGGGGCAAGGCCAAGAAGGCAGAAUUAUCUCAGGAAAAUAGUUGGGGUAAGACAAAUUCUGGGAAGAGUCCAUGGUCAUAUCGACCCAUGAGAGGCACCGCGCUAGGCCCAACAAUGGCUUUUCUGAGAUCCCAAAAGAAGAUAUGAGAUGAAGUUGAAGUUGCAUAUUUUGUUCAUAUUAGUAUGCUUCAUUCUCUCAAGUUUCGCAAAAUACUCACUAAUGAAGAGAAUGAACUAUGUUUUAACUUCUGGAUUAUGAAAGUGUCCAGGGAAGUUUUGCAGUGUAACAAAGGAGCUCUUGAUGCAUCCCUUUAUGUCAACUGUUUCUAAACAUCGGUUUAAGCUUUGGUGUAAAAGAAUUCAAGCUAUUUAUCAGUUGACAUAAAGUUGAACUUGCA
This is a messenger RNA of Lycium barbarum (goji berry), 2755 nucleotides long. Its product is annotated as coilin. Gene Ontology annotation, cellular component: Cajal body. The coding region runs from base 156 to 2504 and encodes 782 amino acids. Gene Ontology annotation, molecular function: U1 snRNA binding; U2 snRNA binding. Gene Ontology annotation, biological process: spliceosomal snRNP assembly. The record is from RefSeq and is a predicted model, not a curated record. NCBI's taxonomy places the organism in Eukaryota, Viridiplantae, Streptophyta, Magnoliopsida, Solanales, Solanaceae. The transcript has 16 exons.